AUGCGUCCUCCCUCCACCCCCGUAUUCGUCCUCGUGCCGGGAGCCUCCCAAUCCCCCGCCCACUACGGCCUUCUCAUGCACUUUCUCCUCACUCGCGGCCACCCCGUCUACUCCACCAUUCUCCCUAGUACCGGCCCCGGAAAUGGAAAGAAUGUAACCACCGGGAUCCCCGGCAGCGCCGCUGCCUAUGGACUAGGCAAAAAAUAUCGCGAAGUAGCGGGUAAGAAAUCAUCUGUUUUGGGACGGAUAUAUAUUGCAUCGUUGUUGGUGAAAGGAGGUGAUGGAGGGACUAUUGUUGAUGCGUUGGGAGGAUUACUUCCGCCGCACAUUACACUUGAUGAACCCUCCGGCAUACUCAACUGCGCCGACCCCGGUCCUCCCCUCCACUCCGACGUCAAACCUCUCCUCUUCCAAAACGUCAUCGUAACCUCUACUCUCUGUCUCAGCUACGCCUUCUGGCACUCACCCUGUCCACGCGGCUCCUGGAAUCAAGAACCUUCCCGAGGAAAAAUCGCAUUCAUUCGAACCCUCAAUGAUACGAGUAUCCCGUUGCAGUUUCAGGAUAUGUUUAUGCAAAAUAUGGGGGAAGAGUGGAUUGUGAGGGAUAUGGAUACGGGACAUGGUCCGCAGCUUGUGCAGCCAGAACGGGUUUGUGAUGUUUUGAUUGAGUUGGCGAGGGAAUUUGGAGGGGUAUGA
Messenger RNA from Botrytis fragariae, 696 nucleotides. Its product is annotated as putative prolyl aminopeptidase protein. The record is from RefSeq and is a predicted model, not a curated record. The transcript is spliced from 3 exons. NCBI's taxonomy places the organism in Eukaryota, Fungi, Ascomycota, Leotiomycetes, Helotiales, Sclerotiniaceae. The coding region runs from base 1 to 696 and encodes 231 amino acids.